GAGGAACACACGACAAACACAGCCCCCACCGAUCCGCUCCUGAAUCGCUACAGUCUAUUGAAUCACCAUUCCACACCUGUAUUUCCGCUAUUCCCUCCGAAUGCCUUCCUCCGUGAUCUUACACAUUGAAGUUCGGCUGUUAUCUUCUACAAACAUCCGCCUGGAUUCUGUAUCUCGAUGGGUUCGCGAUUGGCUGCAGGAUAAUUUCAUCUCUUUGUCCAUAUCCCAAGAGAUAAAAUCAUUUGGUAACAUCUCUUGAGCACCCCCCCCCCUUUCUUUCCCCAUUAGAGGACACUAACUAUAGCAUAGAAGACUCACCAUUGCUCACGGAGCAUGUAGAGUCUAUCUCCGUUGUCGAGGCGACCGGAUCCACAGACAAAAUUCUCUACUUGGAGAAAGUAGAAUUGGAUAUAAAUGCAUACAAGUUACACCCACGGGCCUCCCAGACAACCUCACUCCUGAGCCAAGAAUCCACUGCGGAUAGUGAGGAGCCUCCUUCUGCAAGCGUCAUGGAGUUACCGGCUAAGGCCUUGGAUGGGCUCUGGGAGUUGUGAGUUUUCCUUGAGAGAUGAGUCGGGUAUGCAGGCGCUAAUUGGGUAGUUUAAUAUUUGAUCCAGAUAUUAAAACGAAGCUACUGCACUUCAUUUCGAGCAUUCGUAAGUUGGGCUCUUACAAGUCGCUGGCGGAAGACGGUUUUCUUGGCCUGACUAUAUGUGCUGCUAGUACUAUUUGCCGACAAGGGAGUUAAUUUUAUGUGCAUUACCUGGAAUAGGUUAGUCCGCUCUACUGAUAUCACACUAGGCCCGUGCUAGCUCAAAUUCGAAGGUUGAUAUUACUCCACGGCCCUCCCGGGUCUGGUAAAACGAGUCUUUGGUAUAACCCUUGCAUAAAAAAAAAUAAGUGGCAAGAUCUGAUAGGGUAUAGUCGCGCGCUAGCACAGAAACUAUCAAUUCGCCUCUCCAAGAGAUUCUCCGAUUUCCAGUUGGUGGAGAUCAAUAGCCACAACCUGUUCUCAAAGUGGUUUUCGGAGUCUGGAAAACUGGUAGGAAAGAUGUUUGACGAUAUUUCGCAGACGUUAGAGAAUGAUGAUACCUUCGUGGUUGUUUUAAUUGGUUAGUCAAAUGCCGAUAUCCACAAACCUCGCUGAUGGCCAAAGACGAGGUAGAGUCCUUAACUUCAGCAAGAAAAUCGGCCGCAGGUGGAAAUGAACCAAGUGACUCUCUGAGGGUCUAAUGCCCCAACUUCUCGUGCGUCGCGGGCAAGCUCGUUGAUAAGGGUUCUAGGUUGUGAAUGCACUGUUAACAGGACUGGACAAGCUCCGCCAUAAGAAAAAUGCAAAAAUCCUUCUCAAAGGGGGUCCAUGCGGUUCUAACCUUUCAAACUAUCUAGGUUAUUGUUUUGACAACGUCCAACCUCCUGGAAGCAAUGGACACGGCCUUUCUCGAUCGAGCUGAUAUCAAACAAUAUGUUAACGCCCCAACCGCUAGCGCCAUCUACAUAAUCCUCAGGACCUGUUUGAACGAACUCAUACGCUGUGGAUUGAUUGAAGAACAAGUAUUUCACAGUCUGUUCCGCUUCUUCUCUUGGCUAAAAUGCAGAAAGAGGCCGAUACCCAGUCCCGAAGAGGCAAGAAUGAAUAUCUUCUCGCAGCCAAAUGCUCCAUCGAGUAGGCUGUGGCGGUGCGCAAACGAAUGCACUUCUUUCUCGGGACGGACACUGAGAAGACUUCCGGUUCUCAUGCAUGCUGGUUAUAUACAACGAGAGAAGUGCACUUUGGACGAGGCGCUGGAGGCACUGGGGAUGGCUGUACAAGAUGUAAAGCAGGAGCAAAGCGCCAUGUGUGAAGUGUCAAAGGUGGUACCGUAGGGAAAUAAUGAAAAUAUGUCCUUGGUUUCUUAGAUCGGUUCC
Molecule: messenger RNA, 1908 nt
Organism: Tuber aestivum (summer truffle)
Lineage: Eukaryota; Fungi; Ascomycota; Pezizomycetes; Pezizales; Tuberaceae
Source: the annotation of a GenBank genome assembly